This is a messenger RNA of Lepisosteus oculatus (spotted gar), 2397 nucleotides long. It is a transcript of the gene mcmdc2, whose product is annotated as minichromosome maintenance domain containing 2. Lineage: Eukaryota; Metazoa; Chordata; Actinopteri; Semionotiformes; Lepisosteidae. The record is from RefSeq and is a predicted model, not a curated record. Gene Ontology annotation, biological process: double-strand break repair via break-induced replication. Gene Ontology annotation, molecular function: single-stranded DNA helicase activity; ATP binding; DNA binding.
CGAGCACCGGCGUCUUCGCCAUGACACUUCCUCGCACGAGCCGCCGGAAAAGCAAACUCGAGCGCGGUUCGCCUCUAGGCUCGAGCGCCAAAGAUGGAGGCGCAGGAGACGCUGGAGUUGAAGGAGGCGGCCCUGUCCUACAUGGACAGGACCGGCGGUCUGCAGCGGCUCAUUGAGGACUGCAGACAGUACACUGAUUCGCAGCAAAGCGAGUCGGUGUACCGGUUCUGUGUCCGUGUGAAUCCUACAGACGUGACUGAGAUAGAUGCUAGGCUUGGGAACUGCAUAUUGCACGACCCACUAAAAGCUGCUGGCCUUUUUCAGUCUGUGUGUUUUAUAUCUAUCAAGACAUUAUCGCUCAUUGAGAAAAUAUGCUCAGAAAAUCAGGUCAUUGUCGUGCUGAAGCUGACACAUGUGCCCCCCUUUCCAGACUACCUCCUGGACCUGAGUCACGUCCCGCGGGGGGACAGUCCCAUGAGGCCCCUCAUGCUGGAGGGGCUGGCCAUGGCGAUGACACUUGUGACGAAGUACACACAGGGGGCCAGGUUCCUGUGUACUGAGGACUCCUGUCCAAACUCACAAGGAUUUCAGAAGAUCCGGGUGCAUGUCCCAGGAGCCACAGAGUGGGCCACAGUGAGGAACGAUUUCACCUGCUCCUUGUGCGGCUCCCCACUGAAAGAGGAUGUGAAGUCCAGAGUGCUGGGUGACAAACAGCUGGUGGAGGUGAUCCAUGCUAAGGCCCUUCGUGUGCUGAGCGCUCACACACUGAGCUCCUCGAGGCAUCAGUCUCUGACAGUCUUUCUGAGAGAUGAACUUUGCAACUCCAUAAAAAUAGGCAGACUGUACAGGAUCAUUGGAAUCCCUGCACACGUACACCAGUGGCCGAAUGUGACUUUCAGCGUGGAAGCUAACAGUGUACAGCCGUGGGUCCCAGAAUGCCCCUCGUUCAUCAGUGAUAAUUUCCAGGCUCUGUUAUCCGCCACUGCCUGUUCCCCAUGGAGAUUUCCUGCCAUUGUGGCAAAUGCUUUUGGAUCUCAGAUCGUUCCACCUGGGUUAUACAACACCUUGAAGCUGUGCCUGCUGCUGAGCCUGGUACAGACUGCAGGGGAGGACAGAGAGACGCUCAGCUACCUCGAUGUCCUGGCUUUGACCACUGACACCCUUGUAAUAGACAGGCUGAUGACCUACAGCCUUGCUCUUGCGUCUCGAGGGGUACGCCACAGGACAUCUGGUGAGCUGUUCCCCUCGGUGUCCAGGGAUGAGCAUGGUACAGGGGCUGCCAGCAUCCAUGCUGGCGCCGCCCUGCUGGCCACCGGAGGAAUCUGCUUCAUCGGUGAUCUCGCCUCCUGCAGGAAAGACAAGGCAGAAUUGCUUCAGUCGGCUUUGGAAACCAGGGCUGUCACAGUAUUCAUUCCUGGGAAGAAGUAUGGAGAAGACGCUGACCAGCAGCUGUCUCUUCCACUCCAGUGUAAUAUCUGGGCCCUUGCUGAUACUGGAGCUUCAACCAAAAAGUUUUUAAAGUAUGAAAAUGCAGCGCUGGGAUCAAUGGAUACUGGCUUCCUUCCGUCGCAGAUGAGUGACGCUUUUGGCCUUGUGAUUCACUGUCGAGAGCUGCCCAUCGAGCGCCCAGCCCUGCCACUAGCAGUGCACAUCCUCAGACAGGCCGUCAAACCUGAGGAGCCUCUCUACCCAGCUUCAGAACAGUUCACUACAGAUGACUACAAAGGGCUUAUUGCUGCCGCGAGGGGAGUGCAGGCCGAGCUGAGUCCCGAGGCAGAGAGGCUGAUCCACGGCUACUUCCUGGCCAGCCGCAGGGUCCGCACUGGCACAGCCCAGGGCCCCAAAGUGCCCGUCGCCUCAGUGAAGCUUCUGUUUUCCUUCGCGGAAGCACAUGCUAAGCUGAGCCUGAGGAGCAGAGUCCUGGAGGAGGACGCCGUCAUUGCAGUGCUGCUCUGCGAGAACUCCAUCACUCUGAAGCACGGUGCCUCUGCGCUCGUUUUGCCCCCUGAGGCAGUAUUCUCCUGUGGCCUUCAUGACCAGGCCUCCCUGGAGAGACGAGACCUUGCUUUACGCCAGCUCCACCAGCAGAUCCUCCAGUUCGUCUUGACAUACGCACCCGGGGCCAGCUCUUACAUUUCAGAGGAGUAGAACAUCCCCCAGUUUCUCAAACACCCCUCCAAAUGCUCAACUGGCUUUUACUGCCCAUUGAAGAAAGAUUGUUACACAAUUUUAACAGAAAUGUUUUAUAGUAAGAUGCACUAAUAAAAGCAUACAUUUUAAUUGUGACUAGAAUAAUUAGAAAGGAAUUUUAUUUUGAAUUGUCAAUUAACGCUAUCGACCAAUUUUCUGUGAUAUUCCCUGUACCUACACAAGGGGAAUAAACUGUAGAAAAACUCA